This is a messenger RNA of Mya arenaria, 1526 nucleotides long. Its product is annotated as proteasome subunit beta type-7-like. Gene Ontology annotation, molecular function: threonine-type endopeptidase activity. The transcript is spliced from 8 exons. Gene Ontology annotation, cellular component: proteasome core complex. The coding region runs from base 53 to 877 and encodes 274 amino acids. The record is from RefSeq and is a predicted model, not a curated record. Lineage: Eukaryota; Metazoa; Mollusca; Bivalvia; Myida; Myidae.
CUUCAACAGAUAGUUUUGAACAAAACGGGUAAUAGACAGUUAGUUUGCGAAAAUGGCUGCCGUGGAAGCUCCGAUGCCGGGAUUUUCUUUUGAAAACUGCACAAGGAAUAAACACAUAGAGAAACUUGGACUGAAGGCGCCAACAGCUUACAAGACUGGAACAACUAUAGCAGGGAUCAUUUACAAGGAUGGGGUUGUCCUUGGCGCUGACACAAGAGCUACAGAAGACACGAUUGUGGCUGACAAAAACUGUAGUAAGAUCCACUAUCUCGCUGACAACAUGUAUUGUUGUGGAGCCGGAACUGCUGCUGACACAGAAAUGACGACCCAAAUGAUCUCGUCUCAACUUGAGCUUCAUAAACUGAACACCGCACGAACACCUCGUGUUGCCACUGCAAACAGGCUUCUGAAACAGAUGCUGUUUAGAUACCAGGGUCACAUCAGUGCUGCGCUGGUCUUGGGCGGUGUUGAUGUCACAGGACCACACUUAUACAGUAUACAUCCCCACGGAUCCACGGACAAACUGCCGUACGUUACUAUGGGGUCUGGUUCUUUGGCUGCCAUGGCAACGUUUGAGGACAGAUUUAAACCUGAUAUGGAGAAAGCAGAAGCUAUGAAGCUAGUGAGAGAUGCGAUAGCGGCAGGAAUCUUCAAUGACCUUGGGUCUGGAUCUAACGUUGACAUCUGUGUGAUCACGAAGGGCAAGGUGGAAUAUCUGCGACCAUUUGAUGAGGCUAACGUCAAGGGACAGAGGGAAGGGAAUUACGGCUUCAAGCGAGGAACAACGGCCAUUCUGUCAACAGAGGUCAAGAAAAUCCCCUUCGAGAUUCUCGCAACGUCUGUCGUCCAGUCCGAUACAGCGAUGGACACAGCAUGAGGAUCAUCUAGGGUCUAGUUUUGGCACGAAAUAUGUGGAAUAGGUCAUAGGAUUACUAUGUGUUAUGUGGAAUCUUGUGAAAAGGGAUUGUCUUAAGAGAUUGGCUCCAUGUAUAAAUAAAUGCUACAUUUGUUUUUCUAAAAUUUCCAUGGAUUUAACUUGCGAUAUUAUUCCUUAUUUAAACUUCUAAUAUUCAAAGAAAAAUUCACAUUAAUACACUUCAAAAAAAUAAUGAUUUGGUAGCUUUUCAAUUUUUGUCGAUCUUUAAUACAUUUGUAAUGUGAAAUAAAAUAUAAUUUAAAAAAGUAGAUUAAAUUGUUUUACUGUUACAUGCAUAUUUUCAUUGACUGCUUCAUUACAUUUCAUUAUCAUAGCGAAAAAUAGUCAAACAUGGACCAACAUUUUAAUAAGUGUUAACACUUGUAAAUUUUUUGUCUGAUAAAAAAAUCUACAACUUUUAUUUGCUGGAAUUAUAAGUUCUGUGUUUGUCAAACAUUCCCAGACAAUAUCGAAGACUCCAUUUAUAGACAAUGUGACCAUUACUGUUCUUCCCGUGUCAUGGUUUCAUAUUUUGGAUCAAUUUCAAUGGAUAGUUACAGUUUUGUAUAAGUGCUAUUCUCAAAAUAUGUUGAUUAAAUGAUAUUUAACA